Messenger RNA from Ailuropoda melanoleuca (giant panda), 1000 nucleotides. RefSeq names its product RNA polymerase III subunit H (gene POLR3H). Gene Ontology annotation, biological process: DNA-templated transcription; transcription initiation at RNA polymerase III promoter. Lineage: Eukaryota; Metazoa; Chordata; Mammalia; Carnivora; Ursidae. Bases 126 to 740 code for a protein of 204 amino acids. The record is from RefSeq and is a predicted model, not a curated record. Gene Ontology annotation, cellular component: RNA polymerase III complex. Gene Ontology annotation, molecular function: DNA binding; DNA-directed RNA polymerase activity. The transcript is spliced from 7 exons.
GCGACGGGAUUCGGAAUCUCGCCCUAAGUCAGCUGCGCGUGGGAGCGUGGUGCGUGGCCCCCGCGCGUGGAGCGUGGCGCGUGGCAGGGCAGCGCGCGGUCGUGCGGGUCCCAGCGCAGGCCGGGAUGUUCGUCCUGGUGGAGAUGGUGGACACUGUGCGGAUCCCCCCGUGGCAGUUUGAGAGGAAGCUCAACGACUCCAUUGCCGAGGAGCUGAACAAAAAGUUGGCCAACAAGGUCAUGUACAACGUUGGGCUUUGCAUCUGUCUGUUUGACAUCACCAAGCUGGAGGAUGCCUAUGUGUUCCCAGGGGACGGCGCAUCACACACGAAAGUCCAUUUUCGCUACGUGGUGUUCCAUCCCUUCCUGGAUGAGAUUCUGAUUGGCAAGAUCAAAGGCUGCAGCCCGGAGGGAGUACACGUCUCUCUAGGGUUCUUCGAUGACAUUCUCAUCCCCCCAGAGUCGCUGCAGCAGCCAGCCAAGUUCGACGAGGCAGAGCAGGUAUGGGUGUGGGAGUACGAGACAGAGGAAGGAGCGCACGACCUGUACAUGGACACCGGCGAGGAGAUCCGCUUCCGGGUGGUGGAUGAGAGCUUUGUGGACACGUCCCCCACGGGGCCCAGCUCGGCCGAGGCCAUGUCUUCCAGCGAGGAGCUGCCGAAGAAGGAGGCUCCAUACACGCUUGUGGGAUCCAUCAGUGAGCCAGGCCUGGGCCUUCUCUCCUGGUGGACCAGCAGCUAGCCCUGGGGCUCGACGGCGGACCUGGGCCAGUCCAGCAGACCCCACCCCAGCCCUGGGGAAGGUGGUGCAGCUGUCCAUGAGGACCACAGCCGCUUCCACAGAUGCCGAGGAGCAGAGCAUGUGCCCCAGCAGACUGUCCCCUCCUUGCCAUCCUGGCCCUGCUCCUGCUGGAGCCACCCCCGAAGUCCCAGUGUCCCUCCAGACUUCUGCCUCUCAGCGACAGCACAGACAUUGAAUAAAGGCAGCACCAGUCGGGAGGA